This is a messenger RNA of Monoraphidium neglectum, 1251 nucleotides long. RefSeq lists its product as hypothetical. The coding region runs from base 1 to 1251 and encodes 416 amino acids. The transcript has 8 exons. The record is from RefSeq and is a predicted model, not a curated record. Lineage: Eukaryota; Viridiplantae; Chlorophyta; Chlorophyceae; Sphaeropleales; Selenastraceae. Gene Ontology annotation, molecular function: sugar transmembrane transporter activity. Gene Ontology annotation, cellular component: membrane.
AUGCACCCGCCCCUGCGCGCGCCACCCCCUGCGGGCGCGUGGCCCGCCCUGCAGGGCGUCGGCACGCCGGCAGCCAUGGGGCUCUCUGCGGGCGACAUCGUCCUGCGAUAUGUCUGUCCCGCGGCCGGCGGCACCAUCGCAUUAUUCAUGUUCGGGGCGCCCCUGCUGGCGGUGCUGGAGGUCAGGCGGCGGCGGUAUAUAGGGGAGACGAACGCGCUGCCCUUUGCGGCCAUGGGCACCAACUGCAUGGCGUGGCUGUUCUAUGCCUUUUUGAUCCGCGACUGGUGGGUCUACGUCCCAAACCAGUUUGGCCUGCUGAUGGGGUGGUACUACACUUUCAGCUGCUUCAAAUUUUCAAAGGACGCGGCGCAGGACGCGCUCACAGCGAUAGUGCUGUCCACCGUGAUGCUGUACUGGGUGGUGGGCGCCAUACACUGGGGCGCCGCCCUCGGGCCGGAGGCCGCGCGGACGCUGUGGGGCAGCACCGCAGUGGGCGUGCUGGCGAUCUACUACGUGGCGCCCCUCACCACGAUCUGGAAGGUGCUGCGCCUGCGGGACAGCUCGUCCCUCAACGCACCGCUCAGCGUCAUGAACGUGGUCAACGGAGCCCUCUGGUUCUCAUACGGCCUGGCCAUCAAGGAUUGGUUCAUCGCCAUGCCCAACGGCGUGGGGGCUGCCCUGAACGUCAUCUGCGUCAUCCUAUGCUUCCUGUUCCCUAAGAAGGCCGCCGCCAGCAGCGCCCUCCAAGGCAUACCCACGGCCGCAGCCGACGCCGGGCCCAUGGUGCGCCUGCAGUCCGCAAACUUCAGCCCCCGCCCCGCCGACGCGCCGUCCUCCGGCGGCCGCGGCCGCGUCGGCGCGUUCUUCGACCUCUCGCAAUUCCGCUGGCGCACGGGCAGCAGCCUCAGCGCAGCGGCGGGCCCGGCGGCGAUCGCGGGCGCGGCCAGCGGCGGCAGCGGGACCGGGCGCGGCAGCGGCGUCGGCGCGGCGGCGGGGUCGGCGAGCAGUUUGGGGUGGCUGCUGCGAAGCAGCACGAUUGAGGAGGGCAGGGACGACUUGGAGGCGUUGGACACCGCCGUGCCCGGGAAGCAGCAGCGCCUGGACAGCAAGUCGCUGCCGGCCAAGGGCGACCAGGCGGCGGCCAACGGGCACGGUUUGGGCCAAACGGUGAAUGUCAAGGCUGCGGCGCUGGGCGGCGGCGGAGGGGAGGCGGCGGGGGCACAAGGGGACGCCAGUAUGCGGAAAGAUUGA